CUUUGGACCAUUCGGAUCUGCAAAUUGAAAUGCGUAGUCUGAGCUGACAAUAAACGGGUGAAAAAUAUUGAUUUCAUACGACUCGAUUGUACGUCUCAUCCUCACCGGAGCGGAGGCGGAGGCGAUAUUAAUGGAAUCGUGUACGUCUUGUUGAGGAUCCAUCUAAGCACUCGUCCUCAAUGGUCACCAUCUGUCCGAGCCUGUCUUUCGGCUUGCUGCAGUCCGCAUCAGAGGAUGCAGGUGAAACACUCGAUGUUCGCGGAGGGAAGCACGCCAGACAGUGAGCCAGGCGAGUGCCAGAAGAAGACAUCAUGCUUCUCCAACAUCAAAAUAUUCCUCAUAUCAGAAUGUGCUUUAAUGUUGGCACAGGGAACUGUAGGAGCCUAUUUGGUCAGUGUUCUAACCACUCUAGAGCGGCGUUUCAACUUACAGAGCGCUGACGUGGGUGUGAUUGCCAGCAGCUUUGAGAUUGGCAACCUUGCCCUCAUCCUGUUUGUCAGCUACUUUGGGGCCAGGGCCCAUCGGCCACGGCUGAUUGGUUGUGGGGGCAUUGUAAUGGCACUGGGAGCAUUACUGUCAGCGCUGCCAGAGUUCUUGACCCACCAAUAUGAAUAUCAGUCUGGAGAGUCACGACCUAUGGGACAGGGAAGGGAUAUGUGCUCCAAUACAAGUCGAGCUGGGGUUUCUGAUCCUAGUUAUAUAUGUGGAAAUAAAACCAAUACCAACAUGAUGUACCUGCUGCUGAUUGGAGCUCAGAUGCUUCUGGGGAUUGGGGCAACACCCCUUCAGCCACUGGGUGUGUCUUACAUUGAUGACCAUGUCAGACGAGAAGACUCCUCACUUUAUAUUGGCAUCUUAUUCUCUACACUAGUCUUUGGACCAGCAUGUGGUUUCAUUCUUGGCUCUUUGUGCACCAAAGUUUAUGUUGAUGCAGUCUUCAUUGACACAACCACACUGGACAUUACUCCAGAUGACCCACGUUGGAUUGGCGCCUGGUGGGGCGGCUUUAUCAUCUGUGGCCUUUUCCUCUUCGUCUCCUCGUUUUUCAUGUUUGGGUUCCCGCAGUCACUGAAUGAGCCUGGGGAGGACCCAGGGGGUGAGAGUGAGCAGGCCAUGCUGCCUGCUGAGCUGGUGCAGGAGUAUGAAGGAGUAAAAGCCUCAGAUGACGUAGACAUCAACACUGGCCUAACCUGCUGCCAGCAUCUGCAAAUUAUUCCUAAAGUGACUAAGCAUCUGCUGUCCAACCCGGUUUUCACCUGUGUCAUUCUUGCUGCCUGUAUGGAAAUUGCCGUGGUGGCUGGAUUUGCUGCCUUCCUUGGGAAAUAUCUUGAACAGCAGUUCAACCUCUCAACCUCCUCUGCCAAUCAGCUCCUAGGAAUGACAGCAAUUCCUUGCGCUUGUCUGGGUAUAUUCCUGGGUGGCCUCCUAGUGAAAAAGUUGGAUCUGUCAGCAUUAGGGUCUAUACGCCUGGCCAUGAUAGUCAAUAUCAUCUCUACAUCCUGCUACGUCUCCUUCCUUUUCAUUGGCUGUGAUACUGGCCCAGUCGCUGGUGUUACUGUUGCAUAUGGCAAUGAGAGUCUAGGGUCAUGGGAGCGGGCAGAUGCUGGAUGUGUGUCAGGCUGUAAUUGUUACAAAUCUUAUUUAAGCCCUGUCUGUGGAUCCAAUGGCAUCACCUACCUCUCGGCCUGUCUGGCUGGCUGCACUAGAAAUAAUCUGACAGGCUGUAAGUGCAUUGCCCAUGGAGAUGGUCUGGGUACAGCAUCACCAGGAAAGUGUUCCAGCCCAGGCUGUAAGCAGGCCUUCCUCACGUUCCUGGCAGUUGUGUGUGCUUGCAGCAUGAUCGGAGCCAUGGCCCAGACUCCAUCUGUUAUCAUCCUGAUCAGAACUGUGAGUCCAGAGCUGAAAUCUUAUGCACUUGGAGUUUUGUUUCUGUUGCUACGGCUGCUUGGUUUUAUUCCCCCACCUCUGAUCUUUGGCAUUGGGAUUGACUCCACCUGCUUAUUAUGGAGCUCCGUAUGUGGCACAACGGGGGCCUGCAUGCUUUACGACAACAUCUCCUACCGCUACCUUUACGUCAGCAUUGCCAUUGUUCUCAAAUCCAGCGCCUUCAUUCUCUAUGCUGUCACCUGGCAGUGUCUGCGUCAGAACUACUCCAGGUACAUUAAGAACAGUGAGGAUUACUUGACACCAAGCCAGCUGUUCGCCUCCAACCUCACUCUGGACAACAUGGGCAAGGACAUUGCACAGAAUCCCUCCAGUCGCACCAAGUUCAUUUACAACCUAGAUGACCAUGCCUGGAGUGAGAACAUGGAGUCAGCCAUAUAGUCUCACCCCAAAGAACAUGCUAAUUUAAUCUUAUCAAUGCAUUUAUUCAAAAGAAAGUUCAUUUAUACAGAUUUCCGCAGAUUCCCACUGCCUGGGAUAAACAGGCACUCUUAUAGCAUAUCCAGGGUGUUUUAAACGAAUGGUUCACCUAAUAAUCCAAAUUCUGUAAUAAUUUACUCACCCUCAUGUCGUUCCAAACCUGUAUGACUUUCUGUCCUAUGCGCAACACAAAAGAAGAUGUUUUAAUGAAUAUUGCGGUUCGACAUCUCAAUACAAAGACAAUAGCUAAUACAUUCAUUUAAAGCUUUAAAAAAAGUAUCAUAAGAGUAGUCCAUGCGACUAGUGUGUUAUAUAAAUAAAAAGGUAUGAUAGAUUUUUGUGAGAAAAAACCUGAAUUUUAAGUCACUUUUUCAGAGAAAUUCUUGACUUUCACAGCGGCUCGCAUGUUCAUGCAAAAUGUGCAUUGUUUUUAGAGCAAAGGGACAUCAAGAUCAUUAAUCAAAAGAUGACUUACAUUUUGGGUUGUUUCUCAUCAAGGCAUAUUGUAUGCCUUCAGAAGACUUGGAAUGUGGCACAUUUUUAUGAAGUUAGGAUCCUUUUUUAGGCUAUAAAGUGAUGCACUAUCUACUGCCAUUGUACUGAAAAGGAAUUUAUGAUGACAGAAUUUUCAUUUUUGGUGAACAAUUCCUUUAAAUAAACAGAGCCAAUGAAUUUGACUGUUACUGUAGUCAGGAGUUAGAACUAUACAGUAUAUGCUGAAAAUAUGAUAUAUGGAGAGGAAAUGCAUCUUAUUAUCAUAUUAGGGGACAUCCAGUAUUAGGUUGCAGUUCUAAAACUGAACAAUUAAUCUUCCAUAAGUCAAAACUAGCCCCAAUUUACAUACAAGCACCUUUCUUAGGCUUAAUUUUGGAUUGUCUUUUUUUUUUCUUUUUUUUUUAAAUAAAGAAUAUUAGCAUAUACACCGAUUAGCCACAACAUUAAAACCACCUGCCUAAUAUUGUGUAGGUCCCCUUCGUGCCACCAAGUC
Messenger RNA from Xyrauchen texanus (razorback sucker), 3352 nucleotides. RefSeq names its product solute carrier organic anion transporter family member 3A1b (gene slco3a1b). Lineage: Eukaryota; Metazoa; Chordata; Actinopteri; Cypriniformes; Catostomidae. The record is from RefSeq and is a predicted model, not a curated record. Bases 235 to 2325 code for a protein of 696 amino acids. Gene Ontology annotation, cellular component: membrane. Gene Ontology annotation, biological process: prostaglandin transport; transmembrane transport; sodium-independent organic anion transport. The transcript is spliced from 10 exons. Gene Ontology annotation, molecular function: protein binding.